Molecule: messenger RNA, 2042 nt
Organism: Adelges cooleyi (spruce gall adelgid)
Lineage: Eukaryota; Metazoa; Arthropoda; Insecta; Hemiptera; Adelgidae
Exons: 11
Coding region: 214-1854 (546 amino acids)
Biological process (GO): double-strand break repair via homologous recombination; positive regulation of transcription by RNA polymerase II; negative regulation of fatty acid biosynthetic process
Cellular component (GO): BRCA1-BARD1 complex; BRCA1-A complex; plasma membrane
Molecular function (GO): ubiquitin-protein transferase activity
Source: RefSeq, a predicted model, not a curated record
UACCAUUACCCGUAUCAGUAGUGUAGACAGCAUUUAGCAAAACGUAAAAUGACUUACUUUCUGUUAAUUGUAAGUACUUCACUGUUUCUUUGGUCUUGGCUGUCAAUUUAAAUUCCGAAUGCAGUUUUACUGAUUGGCUUACCACAAUGUACGGUUGGAUGUUGACUUUCUAAUAAUAUUCUCGGGGCUAAAGAAACACCAAACCUUGUAGAUAUGGCAUUGAAAGAAAAUGAUGUUUUGUUCAAUCUUUUGUCGUUAAAACACAAGUUCUUGGUGCCCGAUCAGAUUUGUGAAAAGUGUAAACGAUCAGCUAAAAACUGGCAUAUUAUAAGUGUGUGUCAUGAUAUUAUUUGUGAAGAAUGUUUGGAUUUAAAAAAUGAAACCAUUUGUUGUCCGGCAUGCCAACAACUGUUCAAUGUAGAGGAACAUGUUACGUCUAAUGAAGAUAUGAAAAUAGCUUACUGUCAAAUGGAAGAAUUUGUCUGGAAAAUAUUGUCUUUAGAAAAAGGAAUAAUUACAGAAAGCAAAAACACAUCAAAAUCAGACAAAACUCAUAAUGACAAUGACGAAGAAAUAAAAGAAAUGGGUGGAAUAUUAGAUGAUAUGGAUUUUAAAAAUUCAAGUACUAGUGGAGAUUUGCUUGAACCCGCAAUUAUGUGCCCAGCUGAAAAUAAUAUGACAAAUUUAAUAACAAAUGAACUAGAUAAAAUGGACAAUAAAGAAAAUGAAUGUAAAAAUCAGAAUAAUGUGGAAAAUCAUGGGCAUUUGUUGUUAUCGCCUGAAUUCGAAUUUGAAGAGGAGCCUAAAAAGUUUAAACCCAAGUGUUUAAAUUUUAUAGAUGAUGACAAAAUGGAAAGAAAUGAAAAUUGUGAAAUUAUAAAAAACAGUAUAUCUAAAAUAUCAGUGUCCGAAAAUAUAAAAACUAUUGUCCCUAAUAUUAUUAAUGGUAAAAAGCCACCUGCUGAAUGUAAUGGAAUAAGUUAUUUAAAAGAAAACAUAAGGGAUGAAAAUGCUUUAGAAAAGGAUGUUGUGGAAGGAACUCCAGAAAAGCCUACAGAAAUUAAACCAGAAAGUUUUCCAAGCAUUAGUUUUAACAAAAAAUGUAAAAAUAAAUCAAUGAUCAUAACCUACAGUAAUUUAGAUACCGAUGAAGAACUGGAUUCUUUAAAAAUAUUUAUGACUAUGUUCAAUGUAGUUAUAAAUCCUUCUUGGGUGGAUAAUGUAACCCACGUAGUAGUAAAACCCAACAAUGAUGGAACAUGUCCUCGUACAAAGAAAUGUAUUAAUGCUUUAUUGUCUAACCGUACUAUUAUAACUCUUAAAUGGGUUGAAGAUUGUAUCAAGUCACAAUUUGUGUUAUCGGAGUUAAAUUACAUGCCUCUUGAUAUGUCUGGUGAACCGUCUCCGAUGAUAACAUGGCGUGUUGGUCGAGGUAUUAUCGAUUCACCAAUGGCUUGGGCAAGCAAUUGUAUUGUUUAUGUACAUAGUUCUAUGAAAGCUAAUGAAGAUUUUACCGAUAUUUUAAGCUGGAUCAAAAAGGCUGGUUUUGUUUUGACUGAUAGUAUUGAUAAAAUUAACGAUACAUACAGCAUACGAGUUGUCUUGGCCGAUAUUGUUUUUAUUGAUGGUAAAGAAAUAGGAAUGCCGAUAACUCAAGAUACAAUGAUAGAUUGGAUUUUUAACAAGAAAGUCGUGACCUUAUACUGGGACUGGAUGUUGGAGUGUUUGUUCAGAUAUAGAUUUGUCCAAAUCGAACCUAAGUAUCAAGUUUUAUCUUUGACACCAUUCUUGGUGCAACAGGCUGAAAUGUCUGAAUUUCUAUUCGAAUUUGAUGAUAGUGACAAAAAUAGUUAACCCUAAUGUAAUAUAAAUUAAAAAAUGCAUGUUAAUUAUACUCUCAAACAUUAUUUUCUUAUCUAUGUAUUAAGCUAUGUAGAUUUAUAAGAAAAAAAAAAUAAUAUUGCUUUUGUUAUGAUAUAUAUGUAUCAUUAAUACGUUUAUGUAUUUUUGUAUAUUUUUCUUUGCUUAAUUUGUUGAACACA